Amoebophrya sp. A120 is the source of this 510-nucleotide messenger RNA. The record is from the annotation of a GenBank genome assembly. Lineage: Eukaryota; Dinophyceae; Syndiniales; Amoebophryaceae.
AUGAUACAAAUACAAAAUUUCAAGCACAGCGACAGGAAGCAAGUCGUAGUGCAAAGUUUGCAAUACAUGUUGCUGGACCUCCUUCAUGACGAGGAAAACACGUUAAAACAUUUGAUUUUCUUCUUUCUCUUCGAUCGUUUUUAUUUCAGUACACUUUUCAUCUUUUUAACAGCUACGCAUAUUUUAAUCGUUUUACUUCCGCAUGUUUUACUUCCGCUCACGUUAAUCAAGUUCCACUCACUUCCCUCCGGGAUUUUGCAAGACAACCUUUUUUUGACUUUCCACAUUCAAUAUCAAUUUCAACUAGUUACAUACUUUCACAUGUUCUUUUCAUCUCACAACGGCUCCACACAAUGUAUUGCCCGCUCUGAACAACUAUUUUUGCAGCUACCCACCUGCCCGAAGAUAUCUGUAGAACUUGCUCGACCCGCUGUCAGUUUGGACUCACACGUCAUUGGGAAAAAUAAAAGCUCAUUAGAACAAAUAAAGUUAAUUGCAAGAAUCAUGUGA